Entrophospora sp. SA101 is the source of this 978-nucleotide messenger RNA. The record is from the annotation of a GenBank genome assembly. NCBI's taxonomy places the organism in Eukaryota, Fungi, Glomeromycota, Glomeromycetes, Entrophosporales, Entrophosporaceae.
AUGAUCACACCAAAAGAAGUUCAUUUUGUUGUAUUUGUUCAUGGAUUAUGGGGAAAUACUGGACAUUUAAAAUAUUUUGUUGAAGAAUUUAAAAAGAGACAUGAUUAUACCUAUGAUGGUAUAGAUGUUUGUGGUGAUCGAUUGAUUAAAAAGGAAGAAAAGAUUAUUCAAGAAAAUAAUAAUUUUAAAAUUACAAAAUUUUCAAUAAUUGGUUAUUCACUUGGUGGUUUGAUAGCAAGAUAUGCCAUUGGUAUAAGACGUGAAGAUGAUGGAAUUUGGACCAAAGUCUUUAAUUGGUCAUCAUCGAUACUUUUAUCAAAAACAGGCAGAGUAUAUGCAAACACCACAAAUGAUAGAACUGUGCCUUAUUGGACUGCUUCAAUUUCAAUAAUUAAUCCAUACAGUGAUUUUAAGCAGUUGAAAAUAAUAGAAAAUGAAAAUUUUCAAUCCUUAAUAGGAUCAUUAUCAAAAAAACCACAAAAAAAUUCAGCAAUUAAAAAAUUAAUUGGAUUUAUAAAAAGAUUCUUCCUAUUUACAGUGGUUGUGCCAAUUUUAUUUCCAUUUUGGUUUGUUAUAGUUUUUAGUACUGUAACGAUACAAGGAAUCAAAUCAAGAAGAAGAGAAGAAGCUAUAGAAACUGCAAUGAAUAUUAAAAAUCUCCUACCACAAAGUCAACCACCUUCUCCAACAUUAUUAGUAUCAGAUAUCGAAAGCAACAACAGUAAUAGCACCAAUAGUGAUGAUAAUAACGAAUUUAAUUCAAUGAUAAAUUCCUCAACACCCUUACAGUCAACUCAAGUUACACUAUCUAAAGCUCAAUCAGACAGUUGUAGGUAUUUAAAUAAGUUAGAAUGGGAAAAAUAUUCCGUCUAUCUUGAUGUAAUGAAUGCUCAUGCUGCAAUCAUUGUUAGAAAUAAAUUGCAGGGUGCUGCUGGUAAAGAAGUUUUAAAACAUUUUAUAGAAGUAUUUGAUACAUAA